Agrilus planipennis (emerald ash borer) is the source of this 911-nucleotide messenger RNA. RefSeq names its product trypsin delta-like. The record is from RefSeq and is a predicted model, not a curated record. The coding region runs from base 43 to 780 and encodes 245 amino acids. Lineage: Eukaryota; Metazoa; Arthropoda; Insecta; Coleoptera; Buprestidae. Gene Ontology annotation, molecular function: serine-type endopeptidase activity. Gene Ontology annotation, biological process: proteolysis. The transcript is spliced from 4 exons.
UUCUACGAUAUUUCCAGACAAUUUGUAUGUGUAUCUACCAAGAUGAUAGGCGUGCUAAUAUUUGCUGCCUUUGCGCCUUUUGCUUUAGCUUCUCCUCCUCAAUCGGAUCUAGCAGAACCAUCUACCAGAAUUGUAGGAGGAAGCUCUACAACAAUUUAUGAUAUUCCUUAUAUUGUACAAGUAAACGAGGGUUAUCCAAUGUGCGGUGGAUCAAUCAUUUCAAGACAUUGGGUGGUCACCGCAGGUCACUGCUUAGAGGGAUCGCUUGCAGAAAGAGUAACUAUCCGAGCGGGAACAGACCAACUAGGAACAGGUGGUGUGGAGAUACAGGCCUCAGCUUUAUAUACUCAUCCCAAGUUUGAUCUUGAUGCCGUUGAUUAUGACAUAGGUUUAAUCAGACUUGCUUAUCCACUUCCUUUUGGUCCGACAAUAUCUGCAAUUUCUCUAGCGAAACGGAAAGUUCCUGUCGGAACAGCGGCUGUUGUUUCGGGUUGGGGAUUUUUAGCAGGCGGUAAUAAUAACACAAACCCAACGCAAUUACAAACAGUUACAAUACCAGUUGUUAGCGAUAACGAAUGCCUUGAUUAUACUAAAAGAAGGAUAUGCGCAGGAUACCGUGAUGGAAUCGAAGCUCCUUGUGUAGGCGACUCUGGAGGUCCGUUGGCUGUAGGAAAUACCCUCAUUGGUAUUGUUUCGACUGGCCAAGAUUGUACUGGAAUAUCCGUUUUCUCCAACGUUGCCUAUCUUCAUAAAUGGGUAUCAUCAGUAAUGUCAACUUAACACACAGCGCUAAAAAUCUACAUUUUCUAAAUAGAUAUAUAGAUAGAUAAUAACCUUCGAACAAUAAUUAAUUGUUACUGAUCAUGUAAACAAUUACGAUUAUUCCAAUAAUAAAAGUUGCACGUAUUCAA